CAGUAGACUGACUUGAUUGGGAAAAAGUCACGUCUGCCCUAUUUAUCAAGAUAGGGAAUACUAAAAUAGAACAUAGCGUCACUUGUAUUCAGAAGUGUCUUUGAAACAGAACACACGAGAAACAUGAGGGCUAUUGCUGUAUUAGCUUUUCUUUACGGUUUUGCUGCGGCUAUCCCCGCUCCCGGAACCGGUGCGCUCGAGGGUUACUGCGACACAAGCGCCCACUGCGCGGCGGACGAGUGCUGCGUGAGUUUCAACCAGCCGCGGGGCCGGCGCACUGUCGUUGACCACCUGGAUCCCAACCUUAUGCGCUUCGUCCACGGCAGCUGCCAGAAAAAGGGAACCAGCGGAUCUAAGUGCUUUGUGCACGAGCUUUCGACGGGCACGUAUGGUUUGUUCUACGAUUGCCCGUGCACUAGCGGCUAUGAAUGCCAGGGGUCGGGAAUGAUGGAAGUUCCGAAAGGGGAAUCAGGAACCUGUCAGUUAGCGGUGGUCAAGGCGUCGUCGACGCUGUCUCAACCUUGCUCCUCCGGUGCGGACUGUAGUGCCAGCGAGUGUUGCGUCAAUGAGAUGCGACCGAUUGGGAAACGGGCCCUCGGAAUGGGAUACGCCCACUGUCAGCCCAUGGGAGUGGAUGGGUCUGGAUGUUUGGUGCAUUACGGGUCGGGCAAGCCUAACGGUACAGUGUUCCAAUGCCCAUGCUCCACGGGCUUCACGUGCCAUGGCAACCACAUGUUUGACAUCCCACUGGGCGAGACCGGAACAUGCGGUGUGUAACAAGGUUUAGACGGAUAUCACAUGUUCUCGUUCGCUUCUCUGAAUGUUCUAUUAAAACAAUGCUGCCUUUUGAUAA
This is a messenger RNA of Dreissena polymorpha, 853 nucleotides long. RefSeq lists its product as uncharacterized. Gene Ontology annotation, cellular component: extracellular region. Bases 124 to 777 code for a protein of 217 amino acids. The transcript has 6 exons. Gene Ontology annotation, molecular function: enzyme activator activity. The record is from RefSeq and is a predicted model, not a curated record. Lineage: Eukaryota; Metazoa; Mollusca; Bivalvia; Myida; Dreissenidae. Gene Ontology annotation, biological process: digestion; lipid catabolic process.